Engraulis encrasicolus (European anchovy) is the source of this 2370-nucleotide messenger RNA. RefSeq lists its product as uncharacterized. The coding region runs from base 326 to 1228 and encodes 300 amino acids. The record is from RefSeq and is a predicted model, not a curated record. Lineage: Eukaryota; Metazoa; Chordata; Actinopteri; Clupeiformes; Engraulidae. The transcript is spliced from 7 exons.
AAUGACUUAUGUGAAAACAUAUGGUAUACAUUGUUUCUAUUGUAGGUGGAGUUUGUCUACGAUCAGAAAGACGGUGCCUGCUAUUUCCUCUACCAUUAAACGCGUUGUUUUCCUUUCAUGUUCUGUCAUCAUCUGUCAUUUUCUGUCAGAUGCAACAAUAACUCGGGCUUGAGCUUUGUUUGCUACUGUGGCAGUCGCUCCACCCUCUCUUGUCAAACGAGUUCGACAGCCUUGUAGCUGGCUUAGAAGUGUUCAAAGUCUACUUUGCCAUUUUACCUGACGUGUUUAUAGAUUAGCACUCAGCAGUGACUGAUGUUGUUAAAACAUGGACGAAACAACGCCGCAGCAAAUACCGACGCCUUCUCCUCAACCAGAGAGCAUGGGCAAGUGGACACCCAUGAGCAAUCUCCGGAGCUACCUGGAGCAUCAUCCGCCAGCGGUGAUCUUCUACCUGUGUAUGGUCGUGAUGUCCAUGACCUUCAUCGGUUUUGGGUUCUACACGCAGACCAGUCGUGUAAAGAACCCAGACGUCGUGCCAGACUGGAAUCAGCUUCUGGGGUCCAUCGCUAGUCUGCGUUUCUGCCUGCCCUCUAAUGGGAGUGGAAGUGGUGACGUGGAGAAUGCCGCUGCGCCAAAGGAGAAGAGCAAUGGACAGCCAGGCGAUCCCAAGAUUAUCCAGCGCUCUCUGCUAGUGCCUUUAGUGUUCACGGGAAACCCGGACGCAACAAACAACAUUUUCAGUGCCACGUUGUUUGGACACCAAGUGGGUGUCAAAGGUGAAGCUGGAAAGCAAUUGUUCAACAUGAGCUUGAUCUCCUACCCUCAGACGCAAACGUCUAGUUCCAAACAAGACGGCUCCUCUGAUAAACGACUGACCUGCCUUCAACUCAGAGCUCCAGAGUCCAUGCUGCCCAAAUCACCGAGUCCAACGGAUUGCCCAUGGCGACAAGAUGUGGCCAAUGAUCGUCUCAGCGUGAGGGCGGUGCCAAUGGACAGGAGCAAGAAUGUCCCAUCGUCAUUCCACUGCCUCACCUUAGAGUUCACUCCAGACGAUGAGCUGACUCCCUUCCUGUCUCAGGAGGAGAAGACCUUGGUGGGGCAACAUUUGCUAAUGGCCAGUGCUGCUCUGUUGGUCAUCUGUGGUCUGCUCUGCUUCACUGCAAGUCUGCCCUGCUGUAGGUCCAGACGUUACCAUGGAACUGAUCUUGGUCUACAGAAGGAUAUGUAAUAUGGGUUUUAAUCCCCAGGAGCCCCUUCUGGAGUCAUGACUCUGCUUGCUUGGGAUCCACAAAUCUUCCAGAACUGAGGUCAUUCCUUUUAUAUAAAAAAGGAGAGGGAUGAGAAGAUGUGUCUUUGCCAUUCCAUGGAAUUUUUCAACAUUGGACUGAGGGGGAGCAGAAAAGUUUGGACUGUGUGUACACAAUGGACAUCUCUCUUUGGACCAAACAAAGGAACAUGACAUGGGUCCAGCAGUGUGUAAUGUUGUAAGGUGUUGGGGUCUGUUUAUUCUGCUAAGAGACCUGACAGGCACCAAGUGUCAGGGCGAGUACUGUAUCUUCACACAUGCUAUAGAGCUCCAUGAAAAAGGACCUUAGCCAUGAAGGCCAACGAAACCUCAUCUGACCAGGACAUUUUCCUCAAGGGGAAAAAAAAGAUAUUUGUGUGUGUUAUAAAUGUAAUAAUGUAAUUAUUGUUGCUGUCAUGGAUGUUUCUGUGGCAAUGUCUGCUGCCUAUUCCUGAAUUGAACGAGUUGAGGGUUUUUUUUUUCAUCUAAUUUAAUUUGUUAACAAAUGAAUUGGAGGCUGCUCACUAAAUGUAACUGAAAUGUAACUGUUACUCGUAAAAAGUGAAUGGACCUUUCUUACCACAGACUUUUUUUUUUAAUUAAAAGUUUAAUUUAAAUCAUAAACCUUGUGGAGUUGGCCACAAAAUGGACUUGUGCUUUAAAAGACAAGACAGGAAACACCUUUCAUAGACACAUUUGGUUCCUCUUGUUCGCUGUUGCGACCAGGGCUGAACAUCAUUCUAGUUCAGUGAUUCUCUUCCCUCUCAGCUGUCACCUUCUCAGCGCCCCCCUAGGGCUUCAUAACGCCCCAUGGUGAGACUGUAGAGCCCCUAUUGAGAAACACUACUCUGGUUCCUCUCCUGUAGCCUCCAGGAACACGAGAGGUUUCCCUGCUGUCGAGCUGCGCAGAGCAGCUUUUUGUGUCCCCAACCCCCUCCCUCCCUCCGUCAAUAUCCUGAUUGCAAAUGUGGACAACUUCUUCUGAAAUCAGGUUUUUUUCCUCAAGAUAUUGAAAAGAAAUGUUGAUCAUUGACAUCAGGCCUCACAUCACGAAGGUGGAGGGAAGGAGGCAUUGACAUGGGGAA